Ylistrum balloti is the source of this 1200-nucleotide messenger RNA. RefSeq names its product hemocytin-like. The transcript has 7 exons. Bases 1 to 1200 code for a protein of 399 amino acids. The record is from RefSeq and is a predicted model, not a curated record. Lineage: Eukaryota; Metazoa; Mollusca; Bivalvia; Pectinida; Pectinidae.
AUGGAAAAAUUCCGUCUUUUUGCUGAAUUUGUGAUGAUUUGGUGGAAAUUUUGUCAGACUGUUUCGGGCCAAACAGUUUGUUCGGAGUAUCUCGUGUCUGGACUUUAUGGCGUGGAGAACUCUGCGAUUUCCGCUUCAUCUAUAUGGACAUCGAACAGAAAUGUAUGCGGUCCCCAAAACUCCAGGCUACAUUUCAAUGGAACAAGAACUGGCGUAGCCUCGUCUUGGUGUGCGGGCACUCUCGAUGAUCAGCAGCACAUACAGGUUCGAUUACCGCGAGAGACAGUAGUUGGUGCCGUGAUGAUAAAAGGGCGGCAGGAAGAAGAAUUGUAUCAAUAUGUCGAGACAUAUUAUCUCCUAUACAGCAUGGACGGUAUCACGUGGUCUUAUGUGACCUCAGAAAUCCAACAACCAAAGUUGUUCACCGGAAACAAUGGUUCGAACACAGUGGUGAAGUCCAGCCUCGUUCCCAGCAUCACUGCCGUAUAUCUUCGAAUUAAUCCAAGAAGCUUCCAUCAUUACAUAAGUCUUCAGUUUGAUGUCAGUGGCUGUUAUAAAGUCGAGGAGACAGGGCGCCGUUCGGAAUUUUACAGAGUGCCGAUGCUGUCAUCACAAGUGUAUAAACAAAAUAUUAUUUUUGAGACACCGUCAAGUUCCCUCCCGGAAUGCGGUAAGCAAUGUCACAAGGACAAGAGAUGUAUUUCCUUCAGUUUUGACAUGAGCCAGAGAAAUUGUAGUGGAUAUCCAUCAGUACCUGCCAUACACACAGCUUUCUCUGCCGGACUGACACCAUUUUUCGUGAAAAAAGGAAUAUUCACAUCGCUUGGCUACCGUCAAAUCAAGAAAGGAGGCCUUAUUUACAGAGUGAACGAAGUCAGCCUGAACCAGACAAGUGCUUCCGAAAUGUGUAUCCAACAACACUCACAGCUGGUCAGGAUCGACUCCAAGUCCGACAUGUUGAGUCUGCAGACCAUCGUCGCUGGAAACACAAUACUGGCCAAAUACCACUUCCAGUUGUUCGUGUCCGGAAUGUACAUGUCAAACCAAUGGCAGUACAGUGACGGUGAAAUUAUUAACAGCGCCCUCUGGUCUCCUGGCAACCCUGACCCAAGUCAAGGUCACUGUGUCGUGCUGACACGGAAUGGUCUCACAAGUGAGAAGUGUUCGGAGAGACUUUUCUCUCUAUGUGGAUGGUUUUAG